This is a messenger RNA of Tupaia belangeri chinensis (Chinese tree shrew), 1359 nucleotides long. It is a transcript of the gene CUNH12orf71, whose product is annotated as chromosome unknown C12orf71 homolog. Bases 371 to 1333 code for a protein of 320 amino acids. The record is from RefSeq and is a predicted model, not a curated record. The transcript has 3 exons. NCBI's taxonomy places the organism in Eukaryota, Metazoa, Chordata, Mammalia, Scandentia, Tupaiidae.
AAUCACCAUCAUAGUCAAGGGUCCUCUCCAGCCCAGGAUGGCAUAUUUUAGAAGCAAGGGGAUGGGUCCUGUGGUUUUGUAUCCUUUUUUCUCUUUGUACAUUUCUGGCUAUAACCGGGUUCCUUUUGUUGUCAUGGUAACCAACAGUCCCAGAACACAGACUUCUCUGACAGUUGGACUUUUAGCCACUGAGACUUGGGAUCGGAAGGAUUUCUAACAUCCCAUUUAUGCCUCAGGAAUCUGGCAGCACCUCUUUCAUGUGGGCACUGACUAGAGCAGGACAGGACAGUGUGCAUGUGUGCGCACAUGUGGGCACGUAUGUGUUGUUCUGAAUCAUCGGGGAGUUCUGUGAUUUUGACCCUUGAAUGGCAUGGCCCACACAUCCUCUAUCAGUGAUGACAUCGACAUGGAUGACUGUAGUUCUAAAUCCGGAUCCAACCUGAGCCUGUCUGUGGGUUAUUUUCCUUGUGAGGACAUUUAUUGUGAUGAGGACAAAACCUCCUGUGAAGACAUAUCUUCCAACAGUUCUUCCAUCCACUUCCUCCCUCCUAUCCAAGGUACAUGGCGAACUGAAAAUAUACGGAGACCCAUUGGAAGACGAGAUCAGAUUCCAGAUAACCCAGAGCAGUUCUGCAAACUAAGCAUCGCCCUGGCCUGGGAUGUUGAUGUGGACUCUAACAAUGCAAACUCAAUAGAUAACUGGGAUCUAAAUGGAAGCAGCCAUUGGAUAGAUAAGUACCCAGAAGAGAAGACAGAACUGACUGUCAGCAAACUGGAUGAUCUUGUGCAAAAACUUGAGACAUUUCUAGAAAAUCAGAAAGAUGAUAAAGAUGAUGAGUCUGUGUUCCCUCAGUCUACUGAGGAGGAAGAUCAUCAGCCACCUGGCAGCUCCCCACAAGAUACAGCUCAGGUCAGUCAUCAGGAACACAUUUAUCAAGACCCGCCCAAGUUUGAACCAGCAGAUAAUGAAGACAUCACGAAGUCCCCACAGAUUCCUUCAAGGCUUAAGGGGCAUGAAUUUGCAGAGCUGAUAAACCAGGCAACAAGCAGCCAGAGGAUAAGCACUGUAAAUACCUUCUCAGUCUUGUCGGGGCAGCCAGAAGAGGAGGACACCCCUCCUGAUACACAAGCCCUGUCCUGUCUCAACUUGAGCUGGGUCUUCCGCUGGGUGAGGCAGCAAGUUCAGUCCUCACUACUGAGGAGAGAUCGCACUGAGAAGGCUACCAAGAGCCCCGGUCGGCCAGCACACAAGAAAAGAUGCUCUAACAGAAGCAAGAAAAUCCAACCUCAAGAAUCUUUUGAAUUAGGACACCCUGUAUCUCUAGAUUUUUAAAUGUUUUGAUAGCUCCUGUAUUAUAA